AUUGCCUUAUCAUCUUCCCCAACUCGCCCUUGAUGGCGAGCGGCGCCAAAUAAGAUGCAUCACAGGGUCUGGCAAGAUUAAUCUGUCUCUUUCUAUUCGAUUCUUGACCUGUAGCUAAGACCCCGGUAGCACUAUCGCGUAUGCCGCGUUCGCCCGAUGAUCUCAAGGCUCUGGAGAGUUGCAUUCAAGCAAUGCGUGGUUAUAUUGCAGGAAACAUAGACUCCAGAGCCUGGAAACGUGAUGCUUCAAAUUCCUUGCAAACAAGUACCAUCGGGACCCAGUGGCACGACAGAAUGUGUAUGGCCACAUCAUGGCUUCGGAAGGGUAAGGUCGACUCAGCGUUUAGGAUAUUUCGAAAGUGCACCCAUAAUUACGAGAAGAUAUUGGUUGCCUUCGAACCUAGGCUUUUCAUUAUCACUUGUCACGCCAUACUGCGCCUAGCUGGGAAAUGGCCCGAUUUAGGACGUUCCAUUCUACAGCAGAUGUACGCACUUGCGACAAUAACGUUCCAAACUCCGGAUUACCCGGUCGUGACUUUUCUACGCUCCAUCUUGAAGCUUGGAUCCGCAAAAUUUCGAGAGUUUGGGCUUGCCUAUGCACGAAAUUGUGUCGCAGUCUUCCAAGAGCAUCUGUUACAGACAAGCCAGUUUCUAGUAGAUAUUACUAUUGAAACGACCACAGACCUUGUCUCCUUCGGAGUCAUGGAUGGCGCAUCUGCGAUAUCUGCGUUGUCGGAAUUGGUCACAGCCUUGCAACCAUUGAAAGAAAGAUGCCUAGACGUACUUUCUAUCAAAACCAGAAUCGCUUGGAACUAUUAUCGGAUGGGUAAUUGUGUGCAAGGAUUAUCAUUAACUACAAAUAUCAUCUCGGAAUCUCAUAGUUACCCGCCCAGCCCCGAUCAGGCGGAAGUAGUCAGGGGUUGUCAUGUACUUUCUUUUUGUACUAACCGGAGACUUAGAUAUUUACUAGAUGCUACUGUUGCCGGGGAAGAACUUGUCAAAUAUUGCAUUGCCACUUACGGCAUUGGACAUAAAAAUACGGUUGACGUUCUGAGCGACUACAUGGACUUUUUGAAGGAAGAUGGAGACCUCAGCGUCCUAAAUUCGAUAUCUCAGACUCUUCAUAAGGCAGUGGACCAGAUUUACAAUGAUGAGGACAUAUAAUCACUUUUGAUCCAUGUCUUUGGGUCACGGUAGCAAGGUGAUUUGGUAAUGCGCCGGGGACUAUCGCCCACGAGCGCCCCGCCUGUGGACGUCUCAACCCAUUCGCAAGCACUGCAAGUGGUUUUCAAAUGUCUGGUGUCUGCGCUGCACCUAACUGUAUUGA
Truncatella angustata is the source of this 1326-nucleotide messenger RNA. RefSeq lists its product as uncharacterized. The transcript has 3 exons. The coding region runs from base 141 to 1163 and encodes 340 amino acids. NCBI's taxonomy places the organism in Eukaryota, Fungi, Ascomycota, Sordariomycetes, Amphisphaeriales, Sporocadaceae. The record is from RefSeq and is a predicted model, not a curated record.